AUGUCAGACUCACACCAACGCAGAAGCAGUCACAACAAGACGUCCUUCUACUAUGAUAUAGAAAAAGUAGCAUCUACCCCAGAAAACUCUAAGGAUGAUGAGGAGUUGGACUCCAAGACCAACUCUGCAAAGGCUAAUAUUCAAAUGAGAAGCAGAACGUUAAACUAUGCCAUAACCAUAGUGUUCGUUAUCGUUUCCAUAGUUGCCAUCUUCAAUUUCAUUGCAUAUACUUUCAACAACAGUCCAAAGACGAUUUCAAACGAGAAUUUCAGGGCCGCAGGCUCUUCGAUACUUAAUUCUGAAAAAGAACUUCUAGACAGAUUGGUGUCGGACAAAAUAGUCAGCAACCACCUUGGUACUACGAACCCUGAUAAUAACUACAUGAAAUUUGAUGCUGAUUCUAAGUCCUUGUCGGAUAAAGUAGACAAUUUGAUCAAUGCAGAGAUCAAGAAGCAACAAGAUACCGAGGACUCUGAAAUCAACGACAAUAGUAGCAACAAUGUAGGUGGGGAUGAGAAUGACGAUGACGAUGAUGAUGACGACUCACUGAUCACUGCCCAAAAGGACUUGCAAGAGAUCUUUGCCGUCAACCCAGUCAUUAUUCUCUCACUUAACCCAGAAUCUCCAAAACAGAAAAAGUUAGAAACUAUUCUCAUGAAUAUCAAUAUCCACCCAGAACCAAAGGUUGUAGAUUUGUUCAGACAUCCGGACUACAAAAAGAUUGCUAGCUACCUCAAGUCUUUGGACAUAAAGGCAAUUCCUUCCGGAACAAGCUCUGGUAAUAUAAAAAAUGACUUGGUAUAUUCAACCCCGGACAAUGAAGACGACGAUGAAUACUCGUCCGAAGAUAAUAUUCCCCGCCUCUUCAUUGGGGGCAUGCCUACAGGAAACUUCAAGCUGAUCUUCCGUUUGUACAAGAGCAAUCUGUUACAGACUUUUCUUAGAGAACACGGAAAGGGCCAUAUCAGCAUCGGUUAA
Scheffersomyces stipitis CBS 6054 is the source of this 978-nucleotide messenger RNA. RefSeq lists its product as uncharacterized. Bases 1 to 978 code for a protein of 325 amino acids. NCBI's taxonomy places the organism in Eukaryota, Fungi, Ascomycota, Pichiomycetes, Serinales, Debaryomycetaceae. The transcript has a single exon. The record is from RefSeq and is a predicted model, not a curated record.